GCUGUUCGGUUCUAUCAGUUAUAUGUUUACAAGAGAAGAGAAGUGUCAGCUGAGUUGGUAAAGAGAGCCGAGAGAAAUGGAUUCAAGGCUAUUGUAUUGACAGUUGAUACUCCUAGAUUUGGUAGAACAGAGGCAGACAUAAAAAACAAGAUGAUUGCACCUAAACUGAAGAAUCUUGAAGGCCUUAUGCCGACUGAAAUUGACUUUGAUGAUGGCUCAAACCUAGCGGCUUAUGCCAAUCGGGAUAUGGAUGCUUCUCUGUGUUGGAAGGAUAUUGAGUGGUUAAGAUCAAUCACGAACUUGCCAAUCCUUGUCAAGGGAGUACUCACUCAUGAAGAUGCAAGAAAGGCUGUUGAAGCAGGCGUUGCUGGGGUUAUCGUCUCUAAUCACGGUGGCCGCCAGCUAGAUUUUUCUCCUGCCACUGUUUCAGUCUUAGAAGAGGUGGUUCAUGCUGUUGGAGGAAAAGUUCCUGUUCUGUUUGAUGGCGGAGUACGGCGAGGAACUGACAUCUUCAAGGCGUUAGCCCUCGGUGCCCAAGCUGUACUUGUUGGAAGGCCAGUUGUCUAUGGCCUAGCCGCAAUGGGGCAAAAUGGGGUACGAAGUGUAAUUGAAAUGCUGAAGAAUGAGCUUGAGCUUACCAUGGCCCUUUCUGGCUGUCCUACUCUUAAGGAUAUCACGAGGAGUCAUGUGAGGACGGUUAAUGAAAGUUUCCACUCAAAGCUUUAAUUUCUUUUCAAUGUGUAAGCAAUGCAUUACUGCUUAUGGAUCAUCUUCUGUACAUACAAUAAUAUGAUAUUUCAUUUGUCUGAAAAUAUUCAUGAAUACUCAGAUUUGGAAUGUCUCGUGUAAGAGCAUCCAGCCAUAAGCAUUUAUCUACCGCAUCUUAUUAUAUUCUACUGAACUCAACCCACCUUUUUGGUUUCCAAUGUAUACAAAA
Morus notabilis is the source of this 937-nucleotide messenger RNA. RefSeq names its product peroxisomal (S)-2-hydroxy-acid oxidase GLO3. The record is from RefSeq and is a predicted model, not a curated record. The transcript has 8 exons. The annotation marks the transcript as partial. Lineage: Eukaryota; Viridiplantae; Streptophyta; Magnoliopsida; Rosales; Moraceae. Gene Ontology annotation, molecular function: FMN binding; oxidoreductase activity.